UCUAUUUACUUCCGGCUUUGAAAGACACAUGGUUUUCUAUAUAUUUAUUUAAAUAAAUCAGCAUCUAAAUAGCUUCUGUUUGUGGAAAUCUGACAGAUGAAAAGUUUCUUUUCACGAAUAAUUUUGGGGCGACUGUUCAGACCUGUCAUUGUACGCAAGCCGCCUAGUUCAACAGUGAACGUUAAAAACAUUUCAAAGAAAAAAAUAAGUCUAAGAACAGGUAUCUUACCGUUACAGUACACACAUAUUUUAACGUAUCAGUUUAAAUUCAGAGCUGUAAAUCCAACAGUUAUGGCAGAACCAAAUAAUGCUUUGAUACCUCCAUCAUGUGUUCGUGGUAUGAAAGUCUUGGAUAAGUUGAAGUUUGAUACAAUAGUUUCAGUGCGCGCUCUUAUAGUCGAGGCCAAACAGUUGUCAAAGGUGCUUAAAUGCAUAAAGAAAUACAUGUUGAAAAUGCCAAAAGUAAAUUCAAUUGUUGACGUUAAAGAGAAUGAUCCAUGCUUCAAAGCGAAUAAACUUGUGUUACUGGAUUCUGGUGAAAUACAGCAAUGGGACGAUUUUGAUGUUAGUGACCAAGAAUUUCUUUCUAAAGAAAAUCUGAAUUCAGAAAAUCUAAAAACUUUUGAUCUUGCACUGACCUAUGACAAUUGGAACUUCUCGGAGAUCAUGACAGCCAUACUGCCACAGGAUUCUUAUGGUGUAUCAGGCUUUGAAGAAGUUGGUCACAUUGCACACUUCAACUUGAGGGAGAAGAAUUUACCAUACAAAAACAUAAUUGGUGAGGUUCUCCUUGACAAGAAAAAGCAUUUAAAAACGGUUGUGAACAAACUUGAUACAAUUGAUUCCACCUUCAGAACGUUUCAAAUGGAACUGUUGGCUGGGGAGGGAAAUUUUGUUACGCAGACCAAGGAGAAUGGUGUUACGUUUGAGUUGGAUUAUUCUAAAGUAUAUUGGAACUCCAGGCUUGGUACAGAGCAUGAACGGAUUGUGAAGAUGGUAGAGGUGGGUGAUGUGGUAUUUGAUGUGUUCGCUGGUAUCGGACCCUUUGCUGUGCCUGCUGCAAGAAAGAGAGUCACUGUGUUUGCUAAUGACCUCAACCCACACUCUUAUGAAUAUCUCGUCAAAAACACUAAACUUAACAAAUGCAAGGACAGCAUAAAGUGCUAUAACCUUGAUGGAAGAGAAUUUAUAUAUGAUAUAGUAAAAAAUGAAUUAAUUCAAAUAUACACAUCUUUAAAAAAUGACCCUUCAGAAUCCAGUGGCAAAAUCGGUAUAUCUGUAAUAAUGAACCUUCCAGCAUUGGCGUACACAUUUCUCAAUGCUUUUGAUGGUCUGCUAUCAAGUUCAGGCAUCACAGUUCCCAAUACGGGACCUUUACCUAGAGUUCACUGUUACUGUUUUACUGAUAUUGAAGAAGCUAAAAAGAGUUGGGAUGGAGAUAUGGUGAAGGAGGUAAAACAGAGAACCCUGAAAAUGCUUGGUGGGCUGGUAGAGGAUGAUAUAACAGUACGACAGGUGAGGAACGUGGCCCCACAGAAGGAAAUGAUGUGCAUCACUUUCUCCUUGACUCCCGAUGUUCUGAUGGAACAGAGAAUCUCUAGUGAGACAAGAGAGGGUACAGAUCAUGGUGCACCAGCACCAAAGAUGGCUCGACUAGACACCUAAUCUCAGGACGAAAAGGGCUUUUAUUGACUGAAUUGAUUUUGUAGAGGAAUUUUAAAAAAUGAUACAAUUAAACUGG
Mya arenaria is the source of this 1741-nucleotide messenger RNA. Its product is annotated as tRNA (guanine(37)-N1)-methyltransferase-like. The transcript has 4 exons. The record is from RefSeq and is a predicted model, not a curated record. Gene Ontology annotation, cellular component: mitochondrial matrix; cytoplasm. Gene Ontology annotation, biological process: mitochondrial tRNA methylation; tRNA N1-guanine methylation. Bases 97 to 1665 code for a protein of 522 amino acids. NCBI's taxonomy places the organism in Eukaryota, Metazoa, Mollusca, Bivalvia, Myida, Myidae.